GCGUUGGCGACGCGAAACAUCGACCUUCCACAUGCCAUUUGGUGAGGUGACGAUCACUUUAGAGGACAUUGCGACACUGACCGGCCUAGCGAUCGAUGAUGAUGCCGUCAUAAUAGACAUACCAGACGAGGACUAGUCAGUUACUUGUCUUCGACUGGAUGGAGGAGUUGGCUGACAUGUUGGCAGCAGGGGUUACAGCUUUGGGUUUUAGUGAGCGUUGAUAUCCCGAUCCUACAGUACCUAUUCAGUGGUAUCCUAUUCAUGACCACAACCUAGACAUUUGGCCAGAACGUAGGGUUUCGGCAUCGACCUGAGGAGUGCCACAUCCACAGUUCACGGAGGAGCCCAGGAGCCGUAGACAACGAUGUGAGCAGCGUGACGUACCUCUCCCAGCGAGGAUUUUAGAUCGUCAAUGAGCACAGACCGUUAGGCCUACCACGAGCUUCCAGAUCCAUCCGCCUUCUCAGCCGCAGUCUCAGUCAGGCGCUUAUCAAGGAUUUGAUGCAUGCACUUCUUCGGGGCCUUUUCAGCCACAGUUUCAGCCACAGGAGGAUAGCUUUUAUACACCACAACAUGGUGUGAUGGGGGGCGGAUACAUGGCAUCAGAUACUGAUACUGGAGCAGACACAGAGCCAGACUCCUGGGACACUAUAGAUGGUGAUCAAUUGUUUCGGCAAUUGAUAGAAACCUAUUUUUAGGAUUCUAUCGAUUGGGUUGGGAAAUUGGGGAUUGAUGGAGAUUUUAGAGAUUGAGAAGAGAUUAGGGAUAAAGAUUGUGAAUUUGGGGAAGAACAGACAAGAAUGGUCGGCGGCCAGAUUAGGGGGAGAAGGGAGUUUGAGAGGAUUAUGAGGAUUAUCGAGUCGAUCAACUUUGAUUAUUCUUUCUUGAUUGAUUCUGACUAAAUCCCAAAAUACAUAUUUAUAACGAAAGUCUGGAAAGCCUAAUAGACUAACCUAAUAUGACUCAAUGACUACUAAUCAUAUCUAAUAAUAUCCUAAUUAUAGUAAUUAUGAUAAAACCCGGAAAUUGGGUAUCUAUCAUCCCCUCCACCUUGAGACCAACCUUGCCCUCAAGGUUGAUCGACUCGACCCACUUCAUCACGUCGUCCGUGCGAACCACGGCUUCGCUCCUCCAUCUCUAGUGCUUUCUUUUCUUCCAAUCAUGCUCCAACUCCUUACUGAGGUCUCUUGCACCGAUCUCCUCUCGUUGGCCCCACUCUAUGAAUCGCAUGGGCCCACUAUUUGCCUCUGUGGCAAGUUCAAACGCCAAUAGCUUCCCUUUCGUUGGCAUCAUGAUCCAACAACCUAAUUAAUCACAAUGUACUUGCUUGUGCAAAAAACCAUCAUUAAGUACCAACUCAUCAAGGCUGGCAUACCUCUUUCUCAGAUUCAGCCAAUUAAAUGACUUAAUUGAAUCUUCAAUUGCCUUUGGAAAUUCUUUCUUAAAAUCCUACCAACUGAUGUUUCAAACCCAUCUUUCCUUUUCUCCAUCUCCAUUUUCAAAUCAUAGCCCACGAUGGGCUUAAACCUUGUCUCUUCUAUUGUCGGCCCAAGUUCAUACAAGGGCCUAAGAUUGGUCCAAUCCACUUCUUUACCCUGGUUGGGCUCAUGAGUGAGUGCUCCCACGGCCCGCUUAACCUCAACCCCCAGCCCCAGAAUUGGCCUUCGCGAAACAGAGACCGACCCAUCUGAAGGCUCGAUCCAACUCACACUGCCCAACUGGGAUCGGUUUAGCUGACCAUGCGGAUUGAGGAGGUCGCCUUAGGGUUUGAGACGGCGGCACCGCCACCCUCCUCUGUCUUCUGUUUCCUCAUCGCGCCGCCGCUCGUCGUCGUCUCCUUCCUCCCUUCAUCAUCCGGCGACGCCUCAUUCUCUGCGAUUUCUUCAUCACUCCCACCUCGUCGCUUCUUCUUUUUUCGACAGCCAACCGCUCACUUCGCAGAUCUGGCGAACCCAACCCGCAGCCCGUCGCUUUCUUCUCCUUCCCUUCCAUCGUCGAGUCUUCCUUCACCGGCGGCGAUGGUCUCCUCAGUUGACGGAAGGAUAAACUCAACCCGUCCACCAUCGUCCUCAGCUCCAUUUCCCCGACGACGCGACCCCCACUAUGUUCCACGCUCAUCAUCAUCGUUCCGUCGUUCGGCAUCGCGACGAGCACUGCCGCUAAUCGUCGCGCUCCGCGCGCGAUUCGAAACUCCGUCACCUCUGCGUCGCGUUCACUGUCGAUUCUGGCUUCGGGCUCCGCCCCCGAGUUCAUCCCCAUGGCGAGCGAGUCUCUUUUCAUCUCCACUAGCGACGAGCUCUCAUGCACUGUCUUCUUCACCUCCUUCCAUGGAGACGAACCCCACACUCGAUGGCGGGGUAAACGCGAUCCCGGAGCCGAGAUGGACCGUCUUCAGCGGUGUCUCCUCGUGGGUCGUCGACUGCCGCUCCGUCGUGAUUUGUGCUCCUACCGACAGACCCUGAGAACUUGUCGUUGCUCCGAGCUCGCAUCCCCAGCCGAAGCCGAUCUUCCUCCGCGAUCAUGGUUCUGCUCCCCCGCCGCUCGUCACCGCCUCCUUCUUCCUGACUCUCCAGUUUGGCGGAAGCGGAACAGAGGCUGCUCUCAAACUUCUCUACCUCCCUAACUUCCGAUUGACCUGGUCUCCCUUUACCAUCGCCUCCCUAAUUGAGGUUUCGGGCUCUCUAGCAUUUACAUGUAUUUUCUUCUCCAACACCAUAUCUGAUUCGGCCUUUUUAUUGCAUGAUUCUUCCCUCUCAACCAAUGUUAUUACAGGCUUUGAAACUGUUGUUGGCAGAGGCUGCUGCUUUUUCCUGGUGGCGAUUGGUGGCUCUUCUGUGGCUGGUGGCUCGGUUGUCAAAACCUCUUCCACACUCGGCUGCUCUGCUCGUCUCUCACCAUCGUCGUCCGCAGCCUCCUCCGUGGCUGCUGAUGCGUCAUUUACAGUCACCUUUUUGAAUCCGCCGAUGCCGGUUCUGCAUGGUUAUAAUUUCUUCAAGGCCUGCCAUCAUAUUGUUGUGCUGAACUUUCCUGUUAGCUUCAUAUUUUGCUAGGCUGGCUUGAAGGGCUUCAAUCCCUUGAUAGAAAUUCUGAUAACAAUUCCCUGGUGAGAGUUGUGAUGAACUUAGAUUCGUAACCAGGCUCUGAUACCAGAUGAUAGAAACCUAUUUCUAGGGUUCAAUAGAUUGGGUUGGUAAAUUGGGGAUUGAUGGAGAUUUUAGAGAUAGAGAAGAGAUUAGGGAUAGAGAUUGCGAAUUUGGGGAAGAACAGACAAGAAUGGUCGGCGGCCAGAUUAGGGGGCGAAAGGAGUUUGAGAGGAUUAGGAGAGAUUAGGUUUGAAGAGAUACUUUGAUAAUUCUUUCUUGAUUGAUUCUGACUAAAUCUCAAAGUACAUAUUUAUAACGAAAGACCGGAAAACCUAAUAGACUAACCUAAUAUGACUCAAUGACUACUAACCAUAUCUAAUAAUAUCCUAAUUAUAGUAAUUAUGAUAAGACCCGGAAAUUGGGUUUCUAUCAGCAAUCGCAGUGGUCAUAUGAGCAGUUUCUUCAGGCGCAGCGGAGAGGUGGCGGUGGACCAUUAUAGUUAUCAUGUUCUAAGCUCCAACGAAUUUGAUGUUGGUCCACCCAGUCAUCACAAGAAAUAUUCCUAUCAGCGGCCACCUUCUUGAAUUGCUCAACUUGACAAUCGAACUUCUCCAAGCGUUUUUCUCCGGCUAACAAAAUAAAUAACCACCCGAGUUAGAUAAAUUCAUGAAAAUUAUUAAAUGAAAAUAAUUAAUACAUUAAAAUAAAUAUC
Molecule: messenger RNA, 3795 nt
Organism: Linum trigynum
Lineage: Eukaryota; Viridiplantae; Streptophyta; Magnoliopsida; Malpighiales; Linaceae
Source: the annotation of a GenBank genome assembly